Messenger RNA from Homarus americanus (American lobster), 4804 nucleotides. RefSeq lists its product as uncharacterized. Bases 190 to 2736 code for a protein of 848 amino acids. The transcript has 3 exons. The record is from RefSeq and is a predicted model, not a curated record. NCBI's taxonomy places the organism in Eukaryota, Metazoa, Arthropoda, Malacostraca, Decapoda, Nephropidae.
GUAUUUAUUGUUUACUUGCUGGGGGGGUAAGGAAAGGAUCACAGUCACAUCAAAUGAUCGGCAGGAAAUGUAACUUCCGGAAGCUACCACAGUCUUCUACCACAGUCUUCUACCACCUGUUGAGAGAGAAGCCUUAGAUUAAUAUUACUCAGUUGUACAUCAGUAUGACGCAGGUGAACAAUAACAACCAUGGUGGACGGCGUCUCAGCUGAAGACCGGAUAAAGGACCUCUUAGAAGAAUCCCGCAGCUGCACGUAUCCCGAGGAUCCUGCGGGCAUCAGGCUACGGUACAAGGACACAGCGUAUGUCCUCUUCAAGCAAUCUGUGGAGGACAACGACGUCAGGAAUUACCUCACAUUCGGUACGCGCAGAUCGUCGUCCGUCAGCCAGUACGGUAACACCCCCAUAGUCGUACGCAAGUCGCGCAGUUCGAACGGGGAACUGUCAACCGUGGUGGAACAGGUGCCUUCCUUGAGGGGUCGGUCGUCUGUGAGCGAUUACACUUUGGUGGAUGCGAAGACGAGGGACUCAGACGAGGACUCCAACGACACUGCUGACGACUUGAGUUCGCACAAGUUUAGGGACAUAGCCGAGGGGAAUGAAUCCACUGGAGAGAUAGAAAGUCCCGGUGAUUUAAGAGACGACAAAAACAAGAAACCGAAUGAAAAUGGGAAGCAUAAAAGUCCCGAUGAUUUAAUAGACGAUAAAAGCAAUAAAUCGAAUGAAAAUGGAAAACAUAAUCACGAACGGGAAGUUACCAAAAAUGGAGAAAGUGACGUCAGAUCCGACUCCACGCCUGCCGGGCAAAACGACGCGAGUUCCAUCGCGAUACAGACGAGAGAACAUGACAACAGGAAGAGUUUCAGCCAUUAUGAUCUACCUAUACAGAGGCUCGACCAAGACCCUCCUGAAGAAGAGGAGGAGGAGGAAGAGAGAACCCCAGAAGACUCGGAUCAGAGAACGUCAGAGCCUGGAAGGUCAGGUCACCAGCGAACCCCGCAAGAGCUUGGAGGGUUAGGUCACCACCACAGACACAACAAAGAGGUGCGAGGGAAGAGUGUAUUAUCCCCGAAAUCCGAGCAUAACGGUGAAAAUCCCACAUCCUGCCACGACAACAACAGCUCUCUUAUCACCGGGGGUCAACACAACGCUGCGUCUGGGGUAAACGACGACUCCCAAGCAAAUGAAUCUCGCUUGAUAAGUCAAACUCCAAAUAGUCUUGGGUUAGAUCACGAGGCUGUUUUGAGAGCUUAUAUCGAACAGUCAUCGAGCGUAAACAAACCAACGAGCGACGGGCAGAUUAAGUCGGGUCGUCCGCACGUCGACGAAGAGAGAGCCUCCGACGGAUUCGAUCUCGUCGAGUUGAAAAUAGUCGAACCCAUCGACGAUUCCCGCGCCGUCGAUGCGGCCGGCGAAGGUUUAAACGAUUCGGGUGCACGAAAGACCGUCACUACUGAUAUCCUGAACUACGACGGCGAAGACGUGACGUUCAUCGACGCCAGCUCCCCCACGCUGGUGAGGACCAAGAUCAUAUACCAACCGUCCUUAGAAUGGAGUCAGGAAUUACCUCAGGUGAACCACGGCGGUAGAACACCAACACCGUCGUCGCCGGCGGUGAUAUCUACGCCUACGCCGCCAAAACGCAGAGGUAAGAGUCUCGGGGAGUCUUCUCCGCCACAGUUGGGGAGAUGGUCGCGUACGGAGAGCCUACAGCACCUGAGGGGAGAGAGCGUAGAAGACCUCAGUAAGUAUUUAGAGAUCGAGAACCACAGCGUCCUGCUGGGUCUCCCUAUAAGGAGUCCUACUCCCCCCAAGAGGAGCCCCAGGAGAUCCCCCAGAGUACCCCGGGGCGGCAGGGACAAGAACAAACUGCGGCAGUCGUCGGCGGCGCUCUCUACGGACGAGGAGUCUCGAGAGAACGACCCCGAUGGGACGAGGUCCGCUUCCCCCUCGUCCAAGUCCGGAGAAACGUCGAGGUUUUUUUCCUUUUCCCUCAAGAAGGAAAAGAGUAAAAGUGCUUCGUCAUUGACCCCAAAGAGAGCGAGAGGUAACAGAUUGUCCUCCGUAAAGAUCGACGACGGCGGCGGAGACCCGGGCGUCGUUAACCCAGUCGUCGUUGGGGAUAAACUACUCGACGGCCAGUUCGAAUCCGCCGGGAAGAGGGUCGGCGUCCGUAGCAUGGUGAUCGACGGCACCAUCAAGCGCAACUUCAUCGUGAUCCAUCCGUCGGACGACUCGGAGACCAUCGGCCUAGCCCCGCUCUCCCCGACGUCCAACAACAACAACAACAACACCUCGUCGGUGAUGAACACCUCCACGGCUUUCUCCAGCGUUAAGUCCCACAUAACCGGACGGAGGCUCAACAACAACCUGGAAUCCGUGAAGAGAAGAAUAAUAUCCUCGAAGGGCGACCUGAGGGAAGGCCUGGCGGACGCUCCCGGAGGCUCGUCCAACUCGGGGCUCAAAACGUCCAAGAGUCUGAGAGCCAAGAAGACCGUAAACAUCGUGGAACAUAGGCCCUUGGGGAGUUCUCGUAGCCUGUCUAGCGACCCGACGUGUUCGAGCGUCGCGGAUUCGCAGGUGCUCUUCAGGUCGCCCCUAGCAACGUCCGAAAUAGACUGCGAUUCGGUUAACGAUCGUCUGCAGAGGCUCAACGACGAUGAUGAUGCUGCCGCCUCCGCCCCCCCCUCCGCCCCCCCCUCCAGAACGGUAUCAAAACUCUGUGUAGUUAUGUGAGUGAUUUUAAAAAUAUGAGAAAUUGAAUAUUUUUGGAAAAUUAUAAAAAAAUAAGUUGAUCUAAAAACUAAAAAAAAAAUAUAUAUAUAUAUCUCCCGAUCGACUUAAUUGAUUCCUUUGGGGGUUUUUUUUUCGCACAAUGAAUAAAUCAAAUACACGAAAUAAAGAGUAAGUUCAUCCAAUGUGGUAGCUAUGUAUAUAUAUGUAUACUGUAUAUGGUGUAGUGUACGUCACAAGCUAUACUGACUGUGGGUGUUGGUACGGGGAGGAGGAAUGGAAGCCAGGAAAAAAAAUGAAAAAAAUAUGAAUAAUUUUUUCCACCAAUAAAAAUAUUCAUGAUUAUACUAAUAUAUCAUAUCUUUUAUUGGGGGGGGGGAGAAGUUUACCCCCCUGAUAUUAUUGUGAUUGAAGUUUUCCCCUAAAUUACCGUGAUUGAAGUUUUUUCCCUAAAUUACCGUGAUUGAAGUUUUUUCCCUAAAUUACCGUGAUUGAAGUUUUUCCCUAAAUUACCGUGAUUGAAUUGUUUUACCCAGAAUGAUAAGAAGAAAAAACAGGGUUACAGUACUUUGGUAUUGACGAUGAUAAUGAUGGUGAUGUGAUGAUGGUAAUAAUGAUAAAGGUAAUAUGAUGAUGAUAAUGAAAUAAUGAUGUGAAGAUGAUAAUGAUGACUGAUAAUGACAGCCAUUAUUUUAUUAACUUGAUUUACUGUUUAUUUAUUCACAAGUAUUUACUUGGAUGUAUAGAGAUCAUUUACCUGGAUUUAAUAUGUCUGUAUAUCUUCCCUGAUUCAUCACGACCCUUAACGACAUUAUGACCCUUAACGAUGUUAAGGCCCUUAACGCCAUUACGAUCCUUAACGACCUCAUGACCCUUAACGACUGCAUUGCGACCCUUAACGUCUUCAAUACGACCCUUAACACAAGAUAAAAAGAUCCUAUAAUGACCUGUUAAGAGUGAUUUGUCCUAUCAGUUAUAUAUAUCAAGUCUAUAAUUGUUUAUUAUAGGACGUUGUUAUAGGUAGUGGUACUGAUAAUGACCCUUAACGACCCUUAACACGAGAUAAAAAGAUCCUGUAAUGACCUGUUAAGAGUUAGUUGUCCUAUCAGUUAUAUAUAUCAAGUCUAUAAUUGUUUAUUAUAGGACGUUGUUAUAGGUAGUUGGAAGGUGAUUAUAGGUCAGUAGUAGUUAAUACAUUUGUUCAAGAGUAAUUGAUGACCUAUUAUUGUAUAGAGUCUUGUAACUGGAGUCUACUCUUAUGGUGAUAAUUAUACCGGUUGACAGAGUAUAAUUAUACCUCAUAGUUUUUUUUGACCUCUUGGAAUCUUAUAAAUGGAGUCUAAUUUGUCUAACUGGGAGAGUAUAAUGGAACAAUACUGUAUGUUUUUUAACCUCUUGCAUUAUAUGGAGUCUUAUUGGUGGUGUUAUACUUAUUGACAAAGUAUAAUGAAGCCUUAUUUGUUGUUGGAUCUCUUGGAGUCUUAUAUAUGGAGUCUAAUUGGUCAACCUGGUGGUGUUAUACCUAUUGCCAGAGCAUAAUUAAGGCUAAUAGGUUUGUUUUUGUAUUAUUUGUGCUCCCAUUAUGCUUAAGUACUUGAAAUAGGUCUCUAAUAUAUCACACUCGCUCCGGGAAAUAUCUCUAUGGAAAGGUGAGACGAAUUCCAAAACAAGCGCCUCGACUCUCGGUGUGUCGGAAGGAACAUCAAAUUCAUUCUUCAUUUACUGUCGUUUUCGCCUCGUAGCACAAACUCGUCAAGAUAUUUUAGGGAGCGUGUGUACAGAGGGAGAAUAGGGGGGGCUGUGUACUAAGGGAGAAUACCACACAGGAAUGUUUUCAAUUAUCCUAGUUGAGACGUCCCACGGAAUAGACUCUUGACGUUUUUAUACAAUAUUUUUAGUUUUAUUUCUAUAUAUAUACCGUAUAUAUAAAUGUAACUUUGUUUGUACAUAUUUUUUUAAAACUGUCUUGGCUUGACAAUAUAAUCUAGGCAGCCAUUUUAAUUGUGUUCAUUGCCCUUUUUUGUACUGUACAUGAUUUAUAAAACUGUCUUUGAUUAAAAAAUAAAAUCUA